AAAGUGGUGCAUAAUCCCAUCGUGAGCAUACGCAAUCUUGUAUCAGACACAAUGCGGUAUACAUUCCUUUUAUUGGCGCUCGUGGCCCUCGGGGCGGCUACAAUUCCGCAGCAAAAACAACGUGCUGCAAAUAAAGAACUCUUGCAGAAGCAGCAAAAUUGCAUCGAUCUUCUUGAACAGAUCACUCAGGAUGAUAUACCAAACCCGCAGCUAAAUCAACUCGGCCAUAACUAUGACAUUAUUGCAAACUCCAACAUGUAUCAAAAUCCAAUAAUCGCCAAGUAUUACGGCAAUGUCGUUAAAGCUGGUUUGGUUCAGCCUAAGGGCACUGCCUUCUCCAACUCUGUCGCUCAAUUGCGCAAGGAAGCAUCUCUUCUUCUGAAAAUCUUUUUGGAUGCCGUUGAUUAUAAAACUUUCUUGUCUACUGCCGCUUAUGCUCGUGUUAAUGUCAACGAAGGACAAUUCCUCCAGGCCUUCAUCGCUGCCGUCUUACAACGUCAAGACACCCAGGGGGUAAUUUUACCUCCAUUAUACGAAAUCCUUCCCCAAUAUUACUUUGACUCUAGAAUCAUCCAGGAAGCACAAAAAAUCAGUUCGCAAAUUAUUCACUCUCCAAGCGUUCAAAAUGUUGUUAUUCCUGUCAAUCAAACCGCAUACUUGCCUCACGGAGAAGAUCAGCUUUCUUACUUCACGCAUGAUGUUGGACUUGCAAAUUACUAUACCUAUGUUCAUUUGGCUAGUAAUAUCCUGCAACAGAAACAACAACAACAACAGCAACAGCAACAGCAACAGCAACAGCAACAGCAACAGCAACAGCAGCAGCAGCGGCAGCAGCAACAGCAACAGCAGCAGCUGCAGCAGCAGCAGCAUCAGCAGCAGCAACAACAGCAGCAGCAACAGCAGCAGCAACAUUACUAUCAAUUAGGAGGUUCCGGAAUUCAGUGGUCGGAACAAGACAGUCCUAUCGGUGCAGGAGCUCAAUCCGCCUAUCUUCACCAACAACUUUUGGCCCAUUACCAAUUGAAUCGCCUUGCCAACGGACUUGAUCCAAUUAAUCAACUCGACUACGUUACCGUACAGGCUCCGUUCGAGCCUCGUCUUCAACAUCCCAAUGGUCUCUCAUUCCCCGGCCGUCCAGAAUACUUGAAUCUUGAACAACAAGGCUCGCAACAGCAAGAAUUGAGCCAGACUGUGAAAGAUUUGGAAAAGAGAUUGAUUGAAGCCAUCGACUCUGGAUAUGUUCAAACUGCACAAGGUGGCUUAUUAUCCCUUUACCAACCGCAAGGCUUAAACAUACUCGCCGAAUUGAUUCAAGGAAAUGGGAAAAGUGUAAAUCCAAGAUACUAUGGCAGUCUUCAAGCAGCAGCUAAUCAUCUCCUUGGUAACGCUCCCCAUGUUAAAAACAUUUACGACUACACGCCGUCCGUUUUGGAACUUCCCGAGACAUCCGUUCGCGAUCCAGCCUUCUACCAACUUUACCAAAAAGUAAUCAAUCUCUACAAGCGCUAUCAAAAUUCCUUGUCACCAUAUGAAUACAACGAUCUCCUUCUUCCUGGCGUUACAAUUCAAUCCGUUGUUGUCUCUCCAUUAACGACUUUCUUCGAUGAGUAUUACGUGAGCCUUAAUCAGGCAACCGUUCAAGAACAAGGACAAGGAAUUCUAGGUGGACAGGUUGGUCAACAAGGCGUGCAGCAAGUACAACAGCAAGGACAACAGCAAGGACAACAGCAAGGACAAUUGCAAGGACAAUUGCAAGGACAACAGCAAGGACAACAUCAAGGACAGCAGCAAGGACAGCAACAAGGACAGCAGCAAGGUCAACAGCAAGGACAACAGCAAGGACAACAGCAAGGACAACAGCAAGGACAACAGCAAGAACCAACUAUACAGGCCAAAUUAAUGAGAUUAGAUCACCACCCGUACAAUUAUCAGAUCAUCGUUCAAUGUCAGAGUCACAUCCCCGGUGCCGUUGUUCGCGUUUAUCUUGGACCAAAAUACGAUAACCAAGGACAACCAAUUAGCAUUUCUGAACACAGACAAUUAUUCGUAGAAUUCGACCAAUUCGUUCAAGACCUGCAACAAGGGCAAAAUAUUAUAUCUAGGAACUCUCAACAGGCGUCAGGACAAAGCCACGACUAUCCAUCGACGCAAGCUAUUCAAGAAGGUGUAAACGCUGCCAUUAAUUCCCAGCAGCCAUUAUACAUUACAAAACCACAACACGUCUAUGGUUUCCCUGCCAGGCUAUCUCUUCCCAAGGGUACUUCCAAUGGUUUGCCGCUCCAGCUUCUCGUAGUGAUCUCCGCGUCGACAACACAGGAGAAUCCGAAUUACGGGCCAGUUAUCCCAGAACAAUACCAGAAUUAUCAGGAACAUUACCAAAUAGUAGGAGCUAAAGAGUAUCAGCAGCAACAGGGACAGCAACAGAUACACGAUGUGAAAAAAACCAUGGAAGUUUUGCCUGAGCAAAAUGAUCUAGAACAAUUUAUCGAAGCCGUCGGCAAAGAACAAGGUAGUUUCUACGCGAAACAAGGACAAACUCCAUACACCCAAGUAAAAGCUAAUCAGUAUGGGCACAUUCAACAGUAUCACCAAUAUGGACAACAACAGACACCUAACGGCGGACAGCAACAAUCGACCGUUCUGGGCGGCGUUUUGGGCGGCGUUCUGGGCGGAGUUCAAUCUGGCGUUCAAGGUAUUGUAUCUAUACACGGCGUGCAAGCAGGAGUGCAACUUGGCGUACAAGAAGGCGUACAAGCGGGAGUACAAAGACAACCGCAAGGAGGCUUACAAGCACAAGGAGGACAACAAGUAGGAGUACAAGUAGGUCUGCAAGGUGACGUACAAGGAGGUGUACAAGGAGGUGUACAAGGUGGUGUACAAGGUGGUGUACAAGGUGGUGUACAAGGUGGUGUACAAGGUGGUGUACAAAGUGGUGUACAAGGUGGUGUGUACGGUACGAGCCACUGGCAAGGACAACACGGUGUUUGGCAAGGACAACAAGGGCCGGCGCAACAUUAUAGCAGCGGACAGACGCACGCUGGUGGAUACCAAGGAAUUUAUCAAACUAGCGGCCAAACUGUUCAGGAUCAACAAGUCGAUAACCAUUAUCAGAACAAAAUGAUUUCCGAAAUCAUCGGUGGUGCCAUUUCCCUCGACGGCAAGCCUUACGGUUAUCCAUUGGACAGACCUCUUACUCCCGGUGCUCUUGCCGUUUCUAACAUUUACGUCUGCGAUGUUGACGUCAAACACGAGGGUCAACUGACCAACACGAUCAACCAGUAAUACCAUCACCGAAAUACUUGUGACUAGUGUAUUAUAUCGUAGCAAUAUGAAUUUGAUCAAUGUCAUACUUAAAAAUAACACGCAUUACCGGAGUGUUUGCGUGUGUAUUUGUUUGCCUCUGCGUGCGCGUACCGCUUGAUACGAAAAAGAUAAAAAGGGAAUGAUUAAUAUGGAGAAAGCACAAUAAAUAAAUUGCCAUAAAAAUA
Molecule: messenger RNA, 3488 nt
Organism: Vespa crabro (European hornet)
Lineage: Eukaryota; Metazoa; Arthropoda; Insecta; Hymenoptera; Vespidae
Gene: Hex110
Product: mediator of RNA polymerase II transcription subunit 15-like
Exons: 9
Coding region: 52-3282 (1076 amino acids)
Source: RefSeq, a predicted model, not a curated record